Molecule: messenger RNA, 13296 nt
Organism: Callorhinchus milii (elephant shark)
Lineage: Eukaryota; Metazoa; Chordata; Chondrichthyes; Chimaeriformes; Callorhinchidae
Gene: fras1
Product: Fraser extracellular matrix complex subunit 1
Biological process (GO): cell communication; homophilic cell-cell adhesion
Cellular component (GO): membrane
Molecular function (GO): calcium ion binding; protein binding
Source: RefSeq, a predicted model, not a curated record
UGAUAUCUGGAAGAUGGUUGUGGAAAGUGUCUUGGCUUCAGAGUGAAGCACGACAUGAGUUGCUGGGAUCAUCAGGACGUGUUUGAGUUUUAAACCUGACCAUCACCAUGAGCUGUGUGCACCUUUGGUUUGUUGUUGCUGCUGCUGCUGCUGCGUUGACCAGUUUGGUAACCUUGCCGCAGGAGAGUGAAGGUGUGUGUGUCUACCAGGGAUCAUUCUUUGCGAAUAAUACAGGUUGGAAGCCAGACUCCUGCCAAGAUUGCAGCUGCCACAGUGAUAUUGUUCUGUGCAGGGUUAUGCAAUGUCAGAACCCCCAGUGUGACUUACAGAAGGGAGAGGUCUUCAGAAUAAAUCCAAACAAGUGCUGCCCUGAGUGUGCCCCGCGGACACAUCAAGCCUGUGAUUUUGAAGGACAGAUCCAUGGGCAUGACACCGAGUGGAUGGGUUCAGAGUGUACAGUGUGCUCCUGCACCAACACCAAAGCCAUGUGUGGCCCAAAGUACUGCCCUCCAAUUACCUGUGAUAUAGGAGAAACCACCUACACGCCGAAGGGAGACUGCUGUUCAAAAUGCGUGCAGACUGGAACAUCCUGCUUCUUUGAGGGAGAAAUGUACAGGGAUGGAGAGGAGUGGAAGCUAACUGGAUGUUCAAAAUGUGUCUGCAGUAAUGGUAAUGUACAGUGCUACAUCGCUGAGUGCGAGGCUCUACACUGUGAGGAGGGUGAAAAUGCGGCAAUGCUGCCUGGAAAGUGCUGCCCUGAAUGUCGACCAAAAUCCUGUACGCUGACAGAGGAGGAGUAUGAGCACGGUAAACAAUGGCAGGAGAACGCCUGCAGCACCUGUAUUUGUGACAGAGGCGAAAUCCGGUGCCAUUCCCAGACAUGCCCACAGCUCACCUGUGAGAAGGGGCAGCAGCAAGUCCAACGACCUGGUCAAUGCUGUGAGGAAUGCGUGUCCAGGAAAGGGAAGUGUCCAUACCAAGGUGUGGUGAGGUAUCACGGGGAGAUGUGGAAUGCGAGUUCCUGCGAGUUUUGCAUGUGCGAAAGGGAACAGGUGGUUUGUCAGCGUGCAGAAUGCACCAGGGUGGAGUGCUUGUGGGGUGAAGAGCUGCUACUUUUGCCUGGAAAGUGUUGCCCUGAGUGCAUACCCAUUAGCAGUUACUGUGUUUAUCAAGAGCAAGCCAAGGAGAUGCAUCCUUCUGAUUUGAAAGGUGAAAAGCAUCUUGUGAAUGGAGAAAAAUGGACUGAAGGCCCUUGUAAAGAAUGUGAGUGCCGAGAUUCACAGGUGAUCUGUUAUAAACCCUCCUGCCCUCCAUGCCCUGUUGGGACACUUGCUGUAGAAAUCAAGGGAGUGUGCUGUCCAGAGUGCUAUCCAGCUCAAUGCCACUCUGACUGUCUGACGUGCACGCAGUCACCCGAUCAUUGUGACGUCUGCUCCGAUAAGGGCAAAUAUUUGCAGAAUGGCCGCUGCCUGCCAAGAUGUGACCCUGGGUUCUAUGAGGAUGGUAGACUAUGUAAAGCAUGUAAGGAUUCUUGUGCCACCUGUAGUAAUCGGUUUGAAUGCACUUUAUGCAAGGAGUCGCUGAUGAUGAAGUACGGUCAGUGUAUGAAUUCCUGCGGAGAUGGGAUGUAUCAGGAAGAGCAGCGGUGUGCAGCUUGUCAUGAGUCUUGCUUGACAUGUCAAGGUCCUUCAGAAGCAGAUUGUAUUACCUGCAAAGACCCAUCACAUUUGGUCAAGGGCAGGACUUGUGUUGCCAAAUGUGGUCAGGGAUAUUAUAUGAAGGACAACAUCUGCUACGAGUGUGACCGGUCCUGCCAGACCUGCUACAGCGACAGUGCAAAAUGUCUCAGCUGCCCCACAGGGAGAGUGAUGCAUAAUGGGAAGUGUGCCUCACAUUGCCCCAAGGGCUAUUACAAGGAUGUGGCAAGGUGGUGUAGAGCCUGCCAUACUUCGUGUGCAGCCUGCACUGGUUCAUCUCCUGUCCAGUGUGCCUCCUGUUCCAACCAUCUUUUCUUGCACAAGGGACAGUGCCUCCCGGCUUGCCCUGAGGGAUUUUACCCUGAGAGUGGUGCAUGUCGAGCUUGCAGCCCACUGUGCCGUUCCUGCUUCGGAUCCACACCGUCAGACUGUACUGAGUGUCUCAAACCAGAACAAGUCAUCCAGGUUCAUCAGGGCACAGGGCGUGGAGCGUGCAUGGCUGAGUGCGAUCCCCACUAUUAUGUUAAUACAGGAAAAGUGUGCUCAGGCUGCCACUCCACCUGCUCAAGCUGCACAGGGAGUAGCCCUGAAAACUGCACAGCCUGCUCCUCACCUAAGGUGCUCUAUGAAAAUAAAUGCCUUCAUCAGUGCCCUGAAGGGUUCUACAGUCAAGAUAACAUCUGUUACCCGUGCCACCCCUCCUGCCGAGCAUGUGAUGGUCCCUCUGACUCUGACUGCACAGCGUGCCACCCUCAUGUUGCUCUGCUGAACAGAUAUUGCAGAACCAGCUGCGAAGACGGGCAGUACUUGAACCUCGUUGGGUUCUGUGUAGAUUGUCACUCACAGUGUCAGAGCUGUGUGGCUGACCUUCAAAACACAGGUAGUAUCUGCCUGGACUGCAAGAAUCCCCGGGAGGUGCUGCUGCGAGAUCACUGCUUUUCUCGUUGUCCCACAGGCUAUUUUCUGAACAGAGGUACCUGCAAAAGGUGCCAUGCAUCAUGUAGAACGUGCAGCAGUGAAGGACCCUUUGGUUGCAGUACCUGUCGAGCUGACCUGGUCCUCGCCCAUAACAACAUGUGUGUCCCUGCCUGCUUCCCGGGGUUCUACAGCGACAACACCCAAGCGUGCCAGCCCUGCAGUAGCCAGUGUUUGACCUGUGAGUCGCGUUCUGCCUGUUUGUCCUGUAAAGACCCCGCUAAAGUUCUGCUGUUUGGGGAGUGCCAGUAUGAGGCCUGCGCCCAGCAGUACUAUCUUGACUACUCUACCAUGACAUGCCGAGAAUGUGACUGGAGUUGCAAUUCUUGUAAUGGACCCCUCAGAAGCGACUGCCUGCAGUGCAUGGAUGGCUACAUAUUGCAAGAAGGAUCCUGUGUUAAGCAGUGUUCAUCAGGCUUUUACAAAGCAGGGGAAGAAUGCAUGCCUUGCAAUGAGCAUUGUUCACACUGCACUGGGCCCAGUCUCUGUAGCCGGUGUGAAGCACCUUACCUCCUGUUAGAAACACAAUGUGUUCAUGUCUGUGCGAAAAGAUAUUACUCCGAUGACAGCCAGCACAAAUGCAUAGCAUGUUCCACUGGAUGUUUAGAGUGUGACAGCGCCUUGAGAUGCACACUGUGUGACAGUCCCAUCCUGAAGAAUGGGCUCUGUGUUGCUGAUUGUGGUCCAGGGUACAAUGGUAAUACACACAAGCACGUGUGCGAAGUUAAUGUUCAAGCACCCACCCUACGUAGAACCAGUCCAGUACUUGUGGAAAUCGGCGGAACUGAGGCACUAAACACUUCUUUCAUCAGCCUGCGUGAUCCUGACACACCAGUUGAAAACCUAAUUUUCCAUAUUGUCAGCCCGCCUGCCAAUGGGAAACUGAUUAAAAUGGAAAAGGGCAAGGAAAUCCAUCUUCAGAAAGGAAGCACUUUCACUGUCAAGGAGAUCAGAGAGCAAAACAUCCGAUUUGUUCACGACAAAGAAAAAUCAAGGAAUGGUCAGUUCACCCUGAAGGCCAGUGAUCUGCAGCUGUUCUCUCGUCCAGAAACAAUUAAUAUUCAGGCCUUUUCACUUAAGCCUCCAUAUGUACUGACAAAUGAAAUGUUACUGGUCAGCAGAGGUGGAAUGGGAGCCAUUUCUAAUCUCGUCCUGGACAUUGAGGAUGAGGACAACCCCUCUGAUGUGGUCCUUGAAGUAUUGGACCCUCCAAGACAUGGCCGUCUGAUUGUGCUCCCAGCAAAUGUGGAUGUACAACACUUUCAAUUGAAGGACCGGAAACACAGACAGCUUCAUUACAUUCAUGAUGGGACAGACAACAUGUACGAUCGGACACUGCUGCAGAUAAAUGAUGGGCAUAAUUUCCUGAACGUUCUCUUCCAGAUCAAAGUUAUUCCAGAUGAAAAGCAGAAAGAUAAAGGGCCACAUGUAGUGACUAACUCACCGGGAUGGGUCCCUGAGAGGGGAUUACUGCAGAUCAACAACAAACUGCUGAGGGCAGUGGACAAAGACGUUAGUGAUUCAGAGAUCAUCUUCACCCUAACUCAUGCAAAAGAAAAUCCUAGAUUUGGUGAUAUGGUCCUAUUGGUGCCGAUGCCAGCUGAUGGUCCGGCAGAUGGGUGGCAAAGGCUUCCAGAUGGGAGGAUAGCUACUGUGACCACCUCUUUCACUCAGCAGGACAUUGAUGACGGUAUUGUGUGGUACAGGCACUCAGGGACAAUCUCUACGAAGGACUCAUUCAACUUUCAGGUUACAAAUGAUCCCAGAACAUACAGUGGAACUGAGAGCCAUGUAUUUCAAAUUGGAAUUUUACAGGAGAACGAAGAGGCCCCACAGCUGGCUCCAGGGAUUAUUACCCCUCUACAAAUCACAGCACUUGAAGAUCGAGUUACUGUAAUCCAGGCUACCCAACUGUCAUUUCUAGACAGACAUACUCCCAGCCAAGAUCUAAUCUACAACAUCACUGCACCACUGGCCCCAGAACAUGGUGCUCUUGAACACUCGGAGGCGCCUUUCUUCCCAGUCACGUUAUUUACUCAGGCUGACGUUAACAACGGAAUGAUCCUGUACCGUCCACCGGCAGCUUCUCCCAACUUGCAAGGCCUAUUCAAGUUCUCCUUCAUUGUCUCUGAUGGUGAACAUGCUUCACCGGAAAUGGAGUUCACCAUUCAUCUGCUGUCCACAAAUCAGCAACCUCCUGUUUUCCAAGAAGCACAUCCUUUCAUAAAGGUCAGCCAGGGAGGAAGUGCUGCUGUCGGUUUGAGCCAGCUCGCAGUCAGUGAUGUAGAUACAUACCCAGAUGACCUUCUGUUUGAGCUGGUGGAGCCCCCUCAGUUUGGUGAUCUGAUGAUAGCUGACUAUGGACUCCAGAAAAAGAUGAGGAAAGGAGAUGCCUUCACACAGGACAAUGUGGAACGGAACACCCUUCAGUAUCUUCAUCAUGGCAGUCAGACAACGGAAGACAGUAUGAGAAUCCUGGUCACUGAUGGAGUUACAUCAGUAACAGUGCUGCUGAAAGUGUGGGUGACAGUCAACGAUGGACCACAGCUUGCACCUGGUUCCCUGCUGUCCAUUUCAGUGCCAGAGAAGAACUCUGGGGCAGUAACAAGAUCUCACCUGGCAUACAUUGAUAAUAAUUCUCCUGACGCUGCAAUCCGAAUUCAGCUAAUAUCUCCCCCCAUGUACGGCAUUCUCACCAGGACUAAAUCUGGGAACAACCGCGAAGAACUCUCAGCACUGGCAACUUUUACAAUGGAAGAUAUUAACAACCAGAAGAUCAGAUAUGUCACAGACUAUGACACUGGCAAUCAACCAGUCACGGAUAUUUUCUACUUUAAUGUCUUCGAUGCUGAUAACAAUCAACUCAAUGACCAAAUGUUUACCAUCACCAUCACUGCUGUUGAGAACCAGCCACCAAUGGUUACCAUCAGAGAUGAAGUCACUGUGGAAGAGGGAGGCCGAGUCCUGUUGUCAUCACACAGUAUUCUAGCCACGGACUUUGACACCCCUCAGAGAGACCUGUUGGUGAGGAUAACCACUGCACCGACCUUUGGCUACAUUGAAAAUCUCAAUAGAGAAGGAAGAAUUGACAGAGCAGUUAUUAUCAGCCCGGGCAUUCCCUUCUCUAUUCAGGACAUUCUUGAUAACAGUAUUUACUAUGUGCAAAGCGUCCAUCGAAAUAUUGAGCCAAUAUCAGAUGGCUUCGACUUCUAUGUAACUGACAGCACAACUCGGUCUCCAUCGUACCACUUCAACAUCACUAUUCUGCGGAAGAACGAUGAACCUCCCAGAAUGACUGUCCAAACUGUCCAUGUGAAGGAAGGAGCUGGCGUGGUGAUCACAAACACCUCCCUGAGCCUGCAGGACCUGGACACACCAGAGAAUGAAUUGGUUUUCAGAGUGACCAAGAAACCAAACCAUGGCAAACUUCGGAGAAGGCAGUUUUAUUCAGAGCCACUGGAAAAUGGCCGUGUGCUGACUCAAGGCUCGUCCUUCACAUACCAGGAUGUGCUGGACGCUCUGAUAGUUUACACCCACGAUGGGCCCAUAAUCCAGUCUGACGAAUUUCGAUUUGCCUUCACGGACGGGCUGUAUACAGAGAAUGGGAAAAUGGAGUUUCAAGUGGAAAAGCAAAAGAAUGAGGCGCCAAGAUUAACUAUUAACCGAGGUCUACAGUUCGCAGCAGGCUCCGUAUCAGUAAUUACUGAGCAGCACCUAAAAGCUACAGAUAUCGAUUCUGACAAUGAGAAGCUCAAGUUUGUUAUAACCAAAGACCCAACUGUGGGACGUCUGCAGAUGUCCAAAAAUGACAAUUUGGUUCAGAUUUCCAUCAGGGGACCUAUUAAAAGCUUCACCCAAACGGACAUCAAGAAAGGGUACGUGGAGUACCGGCAUGAGAAGGGCGAGCCUGGUGGGAGUUUCGCUUUCAAGUUUGAUGUGGUCGAUACAGAUGGAAAUAAACUGAUUGAUCAGUCUUUCUUCAUUAGCGUGCUGGAAGAUAAGCUUCCACCAUCUAUUGUAAUUAAUAAAGGCCUUGUACUGGACGAGAACACAGUGAAAAAAAUCACCACCCUCCAGCUCUCAGCCACUGACCAAGACAGUGAGCCUGGUGAGUUGGUUUACAGGAUUACCAAACAACCCCAGCUGGGCCACAUUGAACACGCUGCUUCCCCAGGGACAAAGGUCAGCCACUUCUCGCAGGCUGACCUUGCGGCUCGCAGCAUCCAGUACGUGCACACCAGUGAUGAAGAAAAGCAUUCAGACGAUUUCACCUUUUCAGUGUCUGAUGGUGCCAAUGAGGUGGCCCAAACCUUUUAUAUUACUAUUCGGCCUGUGGAUGACUCCCUGCCUGUGGUUCAGAUUCCUGGAAUGCGAGUGCAAGAGGGAGUGAGGAAGACUAUCACAGAAUUUGAGCUGAAGGCCACAGAUGCAGACACUGAGGCUGAAUCAGUGACCUUUACCAUUGUGCAACCCCCUCGCCAUGGAACCAUUGAACGAACCAACAGUGGCCACCACUAUCGUCAGACUAACACCUUCACUAUGGAUGACAUUUACCAGAACCAUAUCAGCUACAACCACGAUGGCAGCAAUUCUCUGAAAGACCGCUUCUCUUUCACAGUAUCUGACGGGACUAAUCCGUUUUUCAUUGUUGAAGAAGGAGGCAAGGAGAUUGUGACUGCUGCUUCCCAGAAGUUUAAGAUUGACAUCCUCCCUGUGGAUGACGGGACACCCAGAAUUGUUACCAACCUGGGACUGCAAUGGCUGGAGUACAUCGAUGGCAAAGCGAUCAAUUUGAUUACAAAGAAGGAGUUAUUGACCAUGGAUCCUGACACUGAAGACAAGCAACUGGUUUAUCAGAUAACUACAGAACCAAAACAUGGGCAUCUGGAGAGUAAGCUGAAGCCUGGAUCCCCUCUAACAACAUUCACACAAGAGGAAGUUAACCUGGGUUUGAUCCACUACGUGUUGAACGAAGACAAGAUCCAGGAGACAAUGGACACUUUUAAGUUUUCAGUGAAAGAUAGCAAACCUAAUAUUGUCAGUGACAAUGUUUUCCACAUCCAGUGGUCUCUCAUCAGCUUUGAGUAUACCAGUUACAAUGUGAGUGAGAAGGCCGGUUCUAUCAGUGUCACAGUGAAGAGGAGCGGCAAUCUCAAUCAGUAUGCUAUUGUGCUCUGUCGCACUGAACAGGGUACAGCAACCUCUACCUCUGGUGCUGGCUCAAAGCUGGGGCAACAGGACUAUGUGGAGUACGCAGGGCAGGUUCAAUUUGAUGAGAGGGAAGAUAUGAAAGCAUGCACCAUAAUCAUAAAUGAUGACCAGGUGUUUGAAAACAUUGAAAGCUUUAACGUGGAGUUGAGCAUGCCUGCAUAUGCCUUGCUAGGUCAGACAACAAGAGCCAAAGUGAACAUCAACGACACGGAAGACGAGCCCACCCUUCAGUUUGAUAAGAAAAUGUACCGAGUUAACGAAAGUGCUGGAUUUCUGCUUGCACCGAUGGAGCGCAAAGGAGAUACCAGCAGUACCGUCUCUGCAAUCUGUUACACUGUCCCCAAAACGGCCAAGGGUAGCAGCCUGCACGCCUUGGAGUCUGGCUCAGAUUUCAAGUCCAGGGGAAUGACAAAUGAAAAUCGUGUGGUCUUUGGCCCUGGUGUAAGCAUGUCAACGUGCGACAUCAAGCUGAUUGAUGACAGUGAAUACGAGGAGGAAGAAGACUUUGAGAUCGCCCUGGCUGAUGCAUCCCACAAUGCACGCCUCGGGGAAGUUGCAGUUGCCAAAGUUAUGAUAAAUGGUCCCAACGAUGCCUCGCUUGUAUUUCUCGGAAACUCUUCUUUCACUGUUAGUGAAGAUGCAGGUACCAUCGAAAUACCAGUUAUUAGACAGGGGAGUGAUUUAUCCACAUCAACCUCAGUGUGGUGUGCUGCCCGGCCUUCAGAUCCUCCGUCUGCUACUCCAGGCAUUGACUACAUCCCCAGCUCCAAGAAGAUUGAUUUUGCACCAGGCAAGACAGAAGAGAUUUGUACUUUAACUAUCCUAGAUGAUGUGCAGAAUCCAAUUAUUGAAGGGAAUGAAACUUUUAUUAUAUUCCUGAGCUCAGCACAGGGAGCAGAGCUGGUUAAACCCUACCAGGCCAUUGUUGUUAUCAAUGACACCUAUCAGGAUGUCCCUAGCAUGCAAUUUGGGAAAGAUAUCUACAUUGUGAAGGAGAAGGAAAGGGAAUUGCACGUUCCUAUUAUCCGGACUGGUGAUCUCAGCUACGAGUCCUCGGUGAGGUGUUAUACUCGACAACUGACAGCACAGGUCAUGGAAGACUUUGAGGAAAGAAGGAAUUCUGAUGAUUCCCGCAUUACAUUCCUGAAGGGGGAAAAGGUGAAGAAUUGCACUGUGUUAAUAAAUGACGACACCGUCUUUGAGCCAGAGGAAAGGUUUCAGCUACAACUUGGUAACCCACUGGGCAGCCACUGGAGUGGAGCCAAACUUGGAAACAACGACAUCGCCAUCGUGACUAUCUCAAAUGAUGAAGAUGCUCCAAUAAUUGAAUUUGAGGAAGCGAUUUACCAAGUGCACGAACCCCCAGGGCCAGAUGGCAUUGCUAUACUAAAUGUCAAGGUCAUCAGGAAAGGAGACCAGGACAGGACCUCAAAGGUUCGCUGUAGCACUCGGGAUGGAUCCGCCCAGUCAGGUGUAGACUACAACCCCAAGAGCAGGGUCCUUAAGUUUAUUCCUGGUAUUGACCAUAUAAUAUUCAAAGUGGAAAUCCUAUCCAAUGAGGACCGAGAGUGGCAUGAGUCGUUCUCUCUGGUCCUGGGACCAGACGAUCCGGUCGAGGCAAUACUUGGCGAUGUCAUCACAGCCACAGUGACCAUCAUUGACCAGGAGGCAGCAGGGAGUCUGAUUUUGCCAGCCCCACCUAUAGUUGUAUCUUUAGCUGACUACGAGCAUGUUGAAGAGGUGACAAAAGAAGGGAGCAAGAAGACACCAUCUCCCGGCUAUCCACUGGUGUGCGUGACACCAUGUGACCCACACUUUCCUAAGUUCGCUGUUAUGAAAGAACGCUGUGUUGAAGCAGGAAUUAAUCAAUCUUCUGUCCGCUUCAGCUGGGAGGUGGCAGCACCCACAGACACAAGUGGUGCCAGAUCUCCCUUUGAGACAGUGACAGAUAACACCCCUUUCACCAGUGUCAAUCAUAUGGUCCUAGACAGUAUCUACUUCAGCCGUCGUUUCCACGUGCGUUGUGUUGCAAAAGCAGUUGACAAAGCUGGUCACGUUGGGACACCACUAAGGAGCAAUAUAGUCACCAUAGGAACAGAUAGCAGUAUCUGCCACACGCCUGUAGUGGCAGGGACAGCCAGAGGGUUCCAGGCUCAAUCGUUUAUUGCAACUCUGAAGUACUUAGAUGUGAAGCACAAGGAACAUCCCAAUAGAAUCCAUAUUUCGGUGCAGAUCCCUCACCAGGAUGGGAUGCUGCCUCUCGUCUCCACCAUGCCCCUGCAUAACCUGCAUUUCCUCCUGUCGGAGUCCAUCUACAGACACCAGCACAUCUGCUCCAAUCUGGUGACACUCAAAGACCUCAAGAGUAUCACAGAAUCUGGAUUUCUGGACGAUGUUAACUAUGACAGGAUCACUCUUGGCCCUGGUUAUGAUCGACCGUUCCAGUUUGACCCAAAUGUGAGAGAAUCUAAAACCAUCCAGUUGUACAAACACCUGAACCUGAAGAGCUGUAUCUGGACGUUCAAUGCUUACUACGACAUGACUGAGCUGAUUGACGUGUGCGGUGGCUCUGUGACAGCUGACUUCCAGGUGCGUGACUCGGCUCAGUCAUUCCUGACCGUGUCGGUGCCAUUGUACGUGUCUUACAUUUACGUGACAGCACCACGAGGCUGGGCUUCAUUGGAGCAUCACACUGAGAUGGAGUUCUCCUUCUUUUAUGACACGGUUCUUUGGAGAACAGGCAUUCAGACUGACAGUGUGCUGUCAGCACGACUUCAAAUCAUACGCAUCUACAUCAGGGAAGAUGGACGACUUGUCAUUGAAUUCAAGACCCACGCAAAGUUCAGAGGUCAAUUUGUGAUGGACCACCACACGCUACCCAGUCAAAAAUCUGAAAUCGUAGCUCCCGGUCACCUGGGAGGUAUAGAAUUUGACCUGCAGUUGCUCUGGAGCGCUCAGACAUUUGACUCCCCUUAUCAGCUGUGGCGAGCAACUAGUUCAUACAACAGAAAAGAUUAUUCAGGAGAGUACACUAUUCUUCUGAUUCCUUGUACUGUGCAACCCACACAACCUUGGAUCGACCCUGGAGACAAGCCCCUGGCCUGUACCGCACAUGCUGUUGAGAAGUUCCUUGUCCCCAUUGCAUUCCAACAGACCAAUCGUCCCGUUCCAGUGGUCUAUUCCCUCAACACAGAGUUUCAUCUUUGUAAUAAUGAUAAAGUUUUUAUGAUGGAUCCCUCCGAAACUGAGAUGUCCUUAGCUGAAAUGGAUUAUAAAGGAGCCUUCUCUAUGGGUCAGACAUUAUAUGGACGUGUUCUCUGGAACCCAGAACAGAACCUCAACUCUGCAUACAGGCUACAACUAGAGAAGGUGUACCUCUGCACUGGGAAAGAUGGUUAUGUCCCUUUCUUUGAUCCCACUGGGACUAUUUAUAACGAGGGUCCCCAGUAUGGUUGUAUCCAGCCCAACAAACACUUGAAACAUAGAUUCCUGCUUUUGGAUCGGAACCAACCAGAGGUAACGGACCAGUAUUUUCAUGAUGUUCCAUUUGAUGCUAACUUUGCAUCGGAUGCACCUGAGUUUCACGUCAUGAGGCACAUGCCUGGAGUGGAUGGCUUUACCAUGAAGGUGGAUGCCCUUUACAAGGUGGAAGCUGGGCAUCAAUGGUACUUACAAGUCAUCUACAUCAUUGGUCCAGAGUCACUUUCUGGACCACGUGUCCAGCGCUCACUCAGCUCCCGUCUGCCACGGACAAAGCGGGAUCUGGUGGACAAGGAUGGCAAACUAACACUGGACGACUCAUUGAUUUAUGACAAUGAGAACGACAAGGUUAAGAAUGGUACCAAUAUGAAGAACUUAAGAUUGGAGUCCGAAGCCUUGGCAUCAACCUUGCACAAAGAUGCAUCAAUUGGAGGUGCAGUCGCUGCUGUAAUGCUCCUCUUCCUCUUCCUCCUUGCUGCUUGCAUUUUGGCAAGAAAAUGUAAGCAAAAGAAGAAGCUGCCCAAAGAGAUCCCAGAGGAGUAUCCACUGAACACAAAAGUGGAAAUCUGCAGCAAAACACUGAACAGGCUUGAGAAAAACUUAAACAGCAAGCAGUGCACAGUAAAGAAUAUCAACAUUUUAAAUAAAAAUGAUGACAUGGUUCGGGUAAAGGGUGUCAAAGUUAAGCAGGUGAACCUAAACGUUAAGCUCCAAAAUAAUCUACACGAUGGAACAGAGGUUUGAUGGCAGACAAAUGUUGUUAUAAGAUAUGUAAUUCUGGGAGACGGGGUCUGUAAAAUCUCGAGGAAAAAAGGGAAACGAUUUCCGUGGUGGUCAGUUAUGCAGUGUAAUACAUUUGGUAAUUGAGCUACCUCAUUCUAUGCAAGCAUGUAACACAUUAUAAUACAGCACUCAUCCAUUUUAGCUGGUGCAGAUCCAUUCAGGAGUUUAAUCAUGGUGCAGUAUUCCCUCUCCUCCUCAUCCCCCCAUCUCUAUCUCUAUUUUUCUACUGGUAGCUCAAGCCUUGUGUGUGCUUUUAAAUAUCCAGCAUUUUCACCAUCUUCUGGCUGGGCUAAUGAAUUGUUUGAACUGUGUAAAUGUAAACACACCAGUGAAAGAUCAAACCACUUUAAAUUACACAUGAGUAUUAUUGCCUUGUUUCCAGCCAAGCACUCAAAUGUGUUCAGUCAUGUAAAAGUUUGUUUAUAACUGGAUGAGUUAUGUAAAUAUCCUUUUAAGUGCAAUUCCUGUUUGGAGGCAAGGUUCAUCCAGGUUGACUUGUGAAACAAUCAGGUUGUGUGUUUGAGAAUGCUUGUUCUCUUUAUUGGCUUUAUUUCGGCCGAAAGGCUUUCAGUUAUUAUUUUUAUACUUACUCAUGGUAAAACUUUGGACAAACUGAAAUGAGACCAUUAUUGUUGUCUGUUUGGACAUCAUUUUAAAAAAAACUCCUCUCCUGGCGAUGUAAUCUUGAUUUUAGUGCUUAUUUGAAAACAAAUAUAAAUUUACAGUGUAUUACGUACCAUUGCUUUUAUAUACUGUGUAGUGAAGUAGAAGUGAACUUUAUGGUUAAACUGUGUAACGGAGCUCUGUGACAAAUCAUAUUUGAUUGUUAUAUUGUUGUAUCUAUCAAUCAACAAGAGGACCUCAGCAGUUUCUGUUGAUGAAAGACCAUAGCACCCGGGCAUACCACUGUUUUCAGUAAUUCCAUUCUCUUAAGAUAAACACCACCAACAUCUCAUAUUCAGUAUGGAUCAACCCACUUUCCCACUAGUGCUCGUGCUGUUAUUAAGUGACUUAAAUUGUGGUGCUGUAGUUUAAUCUUUACAUUUGUGUAUUUAAAACUUUAGUAUGUGGGCUUAUGAUACGAGUAAACUGACUGCUACAUGACAUAACCUGAGGUGUUUUUUUUACUAAUAAAGAACAUUUUGUUAAA